ACGACACUAACCAACAACGACGACACACAUUCAUUACCACGCCGAUCCCGACGAGUACGCUACAGUCCUAAUAAACGGCCAACGCGUGGGCUUGGGAGGAAGAAUAGGAAGAAAAGCGCAAGGAUAGGCCAAACCAAUUCUCCAACACAGCUCUAAUUGCCGGAAUUUCGCAUCAGUACGAAUUCACAAAAUGCGAUCUCUUGUACUUGGGGCUCUCCCGAGAGCUCGAGGCUGCAAUGUCGCAGCGACAACCACAUCUACAUUCAAAUUGUGGGCUACAACAAGAACAUUCACGACCCUCCCACGCCUACGCCCAACCAUCCUCUCCUCCUCCUCCAGCUGCAGCACCGUCUUCCGAUCCCCAAAUCUCUCGUCCGGCAGCAUUCUUACUCCCUUUACACCUGUCCCGUCAGCAGGAGGUGAAGCUACGGGAGUAUCGCUAGAUCUUGUACCUAAGACAGCUAUCACCGCACAUCCAGCGUUCGCGCAACAAAUGCGCUUUGGACCGCGACCGACGAUGGCCAGAUCGAGUCGAUUGAUUCGCAAACGAAGACAUGGGUUUCUAAGUCGUAUACGUUCACGAAAUGGUCAGAAGACAUUGCAACGUCGCCGCGAUAAGAAGAGAUCUGCGUUGUCGAGCUAAGCUGCUUGAUUUGUACAUACCUACAAGCUCACCGAGCCUAUGCAUUCUACAAAACCAGCUUCAUUGCUAGCGAAUAAUCCCAACUACGAUUAGAAUCCGCGACGAGGGUAUUGAGGGAUAACGGCAUUCCGAAAGUCCCGCGCUACUUCAGGAGACUACACGAUGAUGCGACAGGGAAGACGGCGAGUUAAAUCGAUGUGCCCGCCGUACGUACGUACCCUGCCUUAUAGCAGCCGUACGAAUGAGGAUGUAUCAUAUUGCACAUAGAACUGUAUAAUGCCCAAAAAAAAAAUCAUCUCCAGACUAGUCACUUGAAGUUAACCUCCCGUCAUGUAUUUCUAACUUGACCGUAUUCUAAGAAUACGCUGGGAACUAUAUCUAGACAUAAAUUUUACUGCAAACUCGCAACGGAGUCGCGAGCAUCGGAGGCAUAUCACCACAUCUACAUCUCACAGAU
Hypoxylon trugodes is the source of this 1100-nucleotide messenger RNA. RefSeq lists its product as uncharacterized. The record is from RefSeq and is a predicted model, not a curated record. Lineage: Eukaryota; Fungi; Ascomycota; Sordariomycetes; Xylariales; Hypoxylaceae. Gene Ontology annotation, cellular component: ribosome. The transcript has 2 exons. Bases 191 to 643 code for a protein of 150 amino acids. Gene Ontology annotation, biological process: translation. Gene Ontology annotation, molecular function: structural constituent of ribosome.